Nannospalax galili (Upper Galilee mountains blind mole rat) is the source of this 1827-nucleotide messenger RNA. It is a transcript of the gene Il11, whose product is annotated as interleukin 11. The record is from RefSeq and is a predicted model, not a curated record. Gene Ontology annotation, biological process: positive regulation of MAPK cascade; positive regulation of cell population proliferation. Gene Ontology annotation, molecular function: growth factor activity; cytokine activity. The coding region runs from base 151 to 750 and encodes 199 amino acids. Gene Ontology annotation, cellular component: cytoplasm. Lineage: Eukaryota; Metazoa; Chordata; Mammalia; Rodentia; Spalacidae. The transcript is spliced from 5 exons.
UGGCCCUUGCGGCUCACACUCACAUGCCUCCCCUCCCCAGGCCGAGGCUCAGCUGACCCCCCGGGGCUCCCCUGGCAGCGGACAGGGAAGGGUUAAAAGGCCCCUUGGCUCCCUGCCCCCUGCCCUGGGGAACCCCUGGCCUGUGGGGACAUGAACUGUGUUUGUGGCCUGGUCCUGGUGGUGCUGAGCCUCUGGCCAGAUAGAGCUGUUGCCCCUGGACCGCCAUCUGGCUACCCUCGAGCCUCUCCAGAUCCUCGGGCAGAACUGGACAGUGCAGUACUUCUAACCCGCUCCCUCUUGGCAGACACUCGGCAACUGGCUGCACAGCUGAGAGACAAAUUCCCAGCAGACGGGGACCACAACCUGGACUCCCUACCCACCUUGGCCAUGAGUGCUGGGACAUUGGGAACCCUGCAGCUUCCAGGUGUACUGACAAGGCUUCGAGUAGACCUACUCUCCUACCUUCGGCAUGUACAGUGGCUGCGUCGAGCAGGUGGUCCUUCCCUUAAGACCUUGGAACCAGAACUGGGUGCCCUGCAAGCCCGGCUGGACCGGCUAUUGCGCCGUCUGCAGCUCUUGAUGUCUCGUCUGGCCCUGCCCCAGGCACCCUCAGAACAUCCGGUGGCCCCCCUGGGUGCCCCUGUCUCAGCCUGGGGAAGCAUCCGGGCAGCUCAUGCCAUCUUAGGAGGGUUGCACCUGACCUUGGACUGGGCUGUUCGGGGGCUGAUGCUGUUGAAGACUCGGCUGUGACUUGGGACUCAAAGUCUCCAUCGACAUCAUCUUUUAAAGCCAGAUCUUAUUUAUUUAUUUAUUUUGGUACUUAGGGGUAGGUCGUGAUUGGGUCAGGGGCAUGCCACUCCCCAAUCUACCCCCCACCCAGCUAGAUACAGUCCCUUCAGGAAACUGGGGUGGAUGAGGAACCUUUGCCUUAUUUAUACUUAUUUAUUUCAGGAGUGGGGGUGGGUGGGAGGCGGGUGGAUCUGAGUCCCUGAGGAGUAGGGAACUGGGAUCCUGGAUUCUUGGAUCUCUAAGAAAUCAUCCACAGUGUCUUCCUAGCUUCCUACAUUUAUUAUUUAUUAAACAGUCACUUUUUACGUUAGAAUGGGGAGGGAAGAGAAAAAGAAGACUGGGGUUUUAAGCAAAAAUGUGAGAAACUUUUGUGAGACAGAGAAGGGGAAUUUAAAUCUGACAUACAUAUCUACUUAAGGGGUGAUCGCUGGGACAGCUGGGGCAAGAGGUCCUGAGUGGACAGAACAGGGGCAACAGACUGAUUGUUGGUGGCUCAGGUAACUCUGUGGUGCAGGAUCUGAAUAGCUUGACCUGGCACCCAACACUUCGUAGGUCCUCAACAAAUAUUUAAAAGAAAAUUCCAGAAUGUCACUUUAUGACUAAUAGCACCUACAUGGUAUGAAGCUGCAAAGUUCAAGGUUGUUUGGCGAUGUUCAUUAUAGCAAAUUGGAAACAACCUAGGUGUCCAACAGUGGGGGAUGGAGGUAUAAAACAGGAUGCAUCCAAAUAGUGGAAUACCAGAUAGUCAUAAAAAAGGGAAGCUCCUUGGGCAUCGAAAUUUCCUGUGACACGAAAACAACAGACAGCAGAACAACUGUGUGACCCCAAUUUAUUUUUAACUUUAUAUAUAUAUAUAUAUAUAUAUAUAUAAAUCCUACAGGGAAGGACACCAAAAUGUUGAUAAUGCCCGUCUCAGGAUUGAAGACGUGAGAUGGGAUUGUGGGUGACUUUUAUUGUUUGUGCUUGUAUUUUCCUUAGUUUCUACCGUGACUGUAUUUUGCAUGACACAUUUAAAAACAAUAAUAAACACUAUUUUUA